Messenger RNA from Nerophis lumbriciformis (worm pipefish), 2086 nucleotides. RefSeq names its product NADH:ubiquinone oxidoreductase subunit B2 (gene ndufb2). The record is from RefSeq and is a predicted model, not a curated record. Lineage: Eukaryota; Metazoa; Chordata; Actinopteri; Syngnathiformes; Syngnathidae. Gene Ontology annotation, biological process: mitochondrial respiratory chain complex I assembly. Gene Ontology annotation, cellular component: respiratory chain complex I; mitochondrial inner membrane.
GUCUAUGUUGGAGCACUCUGUUGACCGGGGGAGAAGGUGACUUACCGGGGAGCUCAGUCGUAUCGUCCAAUUUAUAGCCUACAUGUUUUAAAAGAAAAAAGUCAUUUUUCGACAAGUCAACCGCCAUGUCUUCUUUUGGAAGGAUACUGGGGGUUCUUCGGGGGAGCACCCAGCUCCUUCGACGCGGCCCACAAAGAAUAUUGACCAGAAAGGCCAGCGGCGGGCCGCACAUCGAGCCGCAAUACAGACAAUAUCCUCAGAUCACCAAGAAACAGAAGUUUGAGGCGAAUCUAAUCAGCAGUGCGAUGUGGUUCUGGAUCCUGUGGCACUGUUGGCACGACUCCGAUGCAGUGAUGGGUCACUUUCCAUGGCCCGAUGCGACUGCUUGGACUGACGAGGAGCUAGGAAUCCCAGCAGAUGAUGAGGAAUAAGGCUGGAUCUCCAAAGUGGUCACUCACUCGUGAGUUGCGACCGGACCGCUCUUUUCAGAGAUCAACCGCUUUCGCGUUGUCGUCCUCGCCACUAAACAUCAACACUGACAACGUAGAACACACAUCCUAGUUUAUCAACAAUAUUGCAAUCUUCGGAUUUGACGAGUAGUCGUGCCACAAAGCUCUGACAAAAUCUGGCACGUUUACACUCGGCAAAAGCUACAAUGAGUAAAAUACUCACUGGAAUUCCUAUAACAUAAAUUAUACAUUUAUCUGUGAGUCUGCCAAAUACCUUUUAAACUAAUAAUAUUUUUGGGAACCACCGAUUACCUCGUGUUUUUUUGUGACUCUAAGUCCGAGCAGCGAUGUUUACGCAAAUUUUCCGUCACUCCCAAUGCUAAUUUCAUGAAUGUAAUCAAUUAAAAAUGCUCUGUAACUGUGAAACCAUUUAAGGAGCUUUUAAAUAAGGCCAGCCAUUCUAAGAUGGGGUAAAUAUUAAGAAAGUUGUGAAAUUUUUAACAAAUGGUCACACUUCAAAUAUUGAGCCCCAGUGACUUUGUAUUGAAGAAGUUGACCACAAAUUACCAUAUUUUCCGGACUAUAGAGCGCACCCACUAAAAAUUUAUUUUUUCUAGUUAUUAGCCACAACGUUGUGAAAUGAGUUAAUUUACACAGUAAUAUUUUGUUCAUGUUUAGUUACAUAUCUUGUUUCUAAAUGGUGUUUGAAACACGGCAGUAAAAUGGCUGAUCAAACAAAACAGAAGUAAUUUUCCUGGACCCACUAGCUGCAGAAGGUAGCUCUCCAAUCAAACAGACUUAAAAACUCCACAGUGACGUUUUGGUGGAUUCAUUAAGUAAUUUGUGAAACUGAAACAAAAACAGAAUGCCAUUGUGAGUUAAUACUAACAGACACUUUUAAACGUGUUAACAUAUAAGCUAAUUGUAACAACGUUCGCUUGUUUACGAUGGCAAGUAUAAAUAUACAUGAAAACACUCCUACAGACAUCACACAUGGGACAGUUUAGAAAGUAGGAAACGUAUAUUGCAAAACUUAAAUGAAGAAUCCAUACGAGUAGAAACGCUAUGGAUGACUUGAAGAUAGAACGGCACUUCUACUUCCGGUUCAAAGCACUAUUUGGAAGGAAAUACUAGAUGUUCACCCCGCUGCACCUGCAGUUAGUGUGAACUUGUCCAAAAUAUGGUGCAAUAGCACAAGUGAUAACACACCUUUUCGAGGUGUCUGCUUGUUUAAUCAAAACUAUUCAUAUUUUAUAAGCCGCAGAGUUCAAAGCGUAGGAGAUAAGUAGUGACUCAUCGUCCGGAAUUUACGAUUUCCACUGCUUUUAAUGCCAUACAUUUCUUAAUAUUUAUCACAGGAAAAGUGUAAUUACUGAAAUCGUUUUUACAAGACCUGCCUGAUGAUACUGGUUUCAUGUAAAUAUAUUUUUAAGAUUUUACACACAUAUCUACUUAAAAAGUCUGACCCAUUUGGUUUGGAAGUUGGGGUUUUGGGAAAUAACUUUACCUGGGUGUUUCAUUUUUUAUGUCCCUGUGGUGGACAAGUUGACUAAAGUAAUUGUUUUCUUUGUAGAUCAUCUGGAUUGAAGCUACAAGUCAUGGUUGUACAUUUACAAAUAAAAUAUCUUCUAAAUGCA